Molecule: messenger RNA, 1068 nt
Organism: Puma concolor (puma)
Lineage: Eukaryota; Metazoa; Chordata; Mammalia; Carnivora; Felidae
Gene: CCR8
Product: C-C motif chemokine receptor 8
Biological process (GO): G protein-coupled receptor signaling pathway; positive regulation of cytosolic calcium ion concentration; calcium-mediated signaling
Cellular component (GO): external side of plasma membrane; membrane
Molecular function (GO): C-C chemokine binding; C-C chemokine receptor activity
Source: RefSeq, a predicted model, not a curated record
AUGGAUUACACCCUGGAGCCCAACGUGACAACAGUAACUGACGACUACUAUCCUGAUAUCUCGUCGAGCCCCUGCGACGGGGAACUUAUCCAAAGAGAUAACAAGUUGUUACUUGCCAUCCUCUAUUGUGUCUUGUUUGUAUUCAGUCUUCUGGGGAACAGCCUGGUCAUCCUGGUCCUCGUCGCCUGCAAGAGGCUGAGGAGCAUCACAGACAUAUACCUCUUGAACCUGGCCCUGUCGGACCUGCUUUUUGUCUUCUCCUUCCCCUUCCAGACCCACUAUCAGCUGGACCAGUGGGUGUUUGGGACCGCAAUGUGCAAGCUGGUCUCCGGUUUUUAUUACAUCGGCUUCUUCAGCAGCAUGUUCUUCAUCACCCUCAUGAGUGUGGACAGGUACCUGGCAGUUGUCCACGCUGUGCAUGCCAUGACGGUGAGGACGGCCAGAAUGGGCACAGCCCUGAGUCUGGUCAUGUGGCUGAUCGCCAUCGUGGUCACCAGCCCGCUACUGGGAUUGUACCAAGUGGCCUCCGAAGACGGCGUUCUACAGUGCUACUCGUCUUACGGUCAGCAGACUCUGAAGUGGAAGAUCUUCAUCUACUUUGAGAUUAACAUCUUAGGUCUGCUGGUCCCAUUCACCAUCCUUAUCUUCUGCUACGUGAGCAUCCUGCACCAACUGAAGAGUUGCCAGAACCACAGCAAGACCAAGGCCAUCAAGCUGGUGCUCAUUGUCGUGGUCGCUUCUUUGCUCUUCUGGGUCCCGUUCAAUGUGGUCCUCUUCCUCACGUCCCUGUUCAACAUGAAGAUCUUGGACGGAUGCGUCCUGAGCCAGCGGCUCAUUUAUGCCACCCAUGUCACAGAAACCAUCUCCUUCACUCACUGCUGCGUGAACCCUGUGAUCUACGCAUUCAUGGGCGAGAAGUUCAAGAAACACCUCUCAGAAAUAUUCCAGAAGAGCUGCGGCCACAUCCUCCUCUACGCAGGAAGACAAAUCCCCAGGGAGGGCUGGGACAGGUCCUCCUCCUCUUGCCAGAACCCCCUCCGAUCCUCCAGCAUAGACUACAUUUUGUGA